AUGGCAGUACAGACAUGCUUCAAGUGGCGCCACAAGGAGUCGGAUCGCUGGCGCCGGCUGAUGGACGCGACAUGCGUCCCCUGUGAUUGGUUUGGACAGACACGUGGGCCGAACUUCUCGCAGUACGGCAGGCAUUGGACCCACCUGCUGACGUGCGCCCACGUGAUCUGUCCCUGGGACUACCCCAACUAUUAUCCUACGGAGGGACCAACCCGCCUCGUUUCUCGCAUCACGCUAGCUGACACGAUGACGCAGGUUCGCCUCGUCUCACUGCAGAGUAAUGCCGUCUAUAAGCACUUCACCUCCAACCAGCACGUGUACUUGCAUUCUAACCCGCGGUUGGACCUCUGUGUGCUUCAUCCAGAGUAA
This is a messenger RNA of Trypanosoma rangeli, 369 nucleotides long. RefSeq names its product putative trypsin-like cysteine/serine peptidase. The record is from RefSeq and is a predicted model, not a curated record. Bases 1 to 369 code for a protein of 122 amino acids. Lineage: Eukaryota; Euglenozoa; Kinetoplastea; Trypanosomatida; Trypanosomatidae. The transcript has a single exon.